Manis pentadactyla (Chinese pangolin) is the source of this 2301-nucleotide messenger RNA. It is a transcript of the gene PARS2, whose product is annotated as prolyl-tRNA synthetase 2, mitochondrial. The transcript has 2 exons. Gene Ontology annotation, cellular component: cytoplasm; mitochondrion. Lineage: Eukaryota; Metazoa; Chordata; Mammalia; Pholidota; Manidae. Bases 689 to 2116 code for a protein of 475 amino acids. The record is from RefSeq and is a predicted model, not a curated record. Gene Ontology annotation, molecular function: ATP binding; proline-tRNA ligase activity. Gene Ontology annotation, biological process: prolyl-tRNA aminoacylation.
GUCGGGGACGGUGGAGCGGAGAGUGCUCGGUCCUGAGUGCUGAACCUCAGGACCCUGGGGUCUGUUCUCCCACGUGCAUCCGUCCUCGGAUUGGGGCGGGGUCACAAUCACCUAAAUUCUAGGAUCUCCUAGUUGUUUCCUCCGUUGUAAAAUGAGGGCAGGACUUCCUCCCUUGCCACCUCAGGUCGUAUUUUGAGUGUCACCGUGUCCCUAGAAGUGCCCGUCCUGGAGAGGCCCUCCUGGUGGCUGAGCCAACCUUUCCAUUUCUCGUAUAGGAAUAUGGAGAUUCAGAAAGGGGACUCAUUUGACCAGGGUCACCCAGUCAGUGCAGGCAAAGCCAGCUCAUAGAUUCCAUUGUUUCAUGCAGCAUGGCACUGCCUCCCAACCUUUUUCAAGUUCUGGUCCACAUAGGAAAUGAUAUUUGUGUACAAAUAUUUGUAUGAGGUGGAAACAACAGGAAUUGUGAGCGGGGACCUAGCUUUCCAGCAGUAAGAGGCAAGAGAAGUACUUUGAUCUGCUAGGGUAUCAGAAAUGAGAGGAUUUGCGUCUGCAAAACCAGUGGCUGUCACAGGCGGCUGUUGGAGACCAGACUGAGCCGGCCACUUCGUGGUGUAAGAACACAGUUAACCCUUAUUUCUGCCUGGCUCAUUUUUCUCCAGGCACAAGUACUUCCCUGUGCUGGAGUGUCAUGGAAGGGCUGCUGACAGGAUGCAGAGCACUGCCUACUCUGGCCAUCUGCAGCCACCAGCUCCCUGGGUACAUUCCUCACAGGUUUCACUACUGUGCCCCAGGGAAAGGGAAGCGCUUGGUGCUCUCUCGUAUGUUCCAGCCCCAGAACCUUCGGGAAGACCAGGUGCUCUCUCCUGAAGGUAAAUCUGGUAGUCUGACCUGUAAGAGCCAGCGGCUGAUGCUGCAGGUGGGUCUGAUCCACCAAGCAAGCCUGGGCUGUUACCACCUCCUGCCUUAUGCUGUCCGUGCCAUGGAGAAGCUCAUGCGAGUAAUAGACCAGGAGAUGCAGGCCAUUGGGGGGCAGAAGGUCAACAUGCCCAGCCUUUGCUCAGCAGACCUCUGGCGAGCCAGCAACCGGUGGGACUUGCUGGGCAAGGAGCUGCUGAGACUUCAAGACAGACACGGCAAGGAAUACUGCUUAGGACCAACUCACGAGGAAGCCAUUACAGCUUUGGUCGCCUCCCAGAAGAUACUGUCCUACAGGCAGCUUCCAUUCCUGCUGUACCAGGUGACAAGGAAGUUUCGGGAUGAGCCCAGGCCCCGCUUUGGUCUGCUCCGAGGCAGAGAGUUUUACAUGAAGGACAUGUACACCUUUGACUCUUCCCCAGAGACCGCCCGGCAAACCUACAACCUGGUGUGUGAUGCUUACAGCGGCCUGUUUGACAGGCUGGGGCUGCAGUGUGUCAAGGUCCAAGCAGAUGUGGGCAGCAUUGGGGGCACCAUGUCUCAUGAGUUCCAGCUACCAGUUGAUGUCGGAGAGGACAGGUUUGCACUCUGCCCCAGCUGUAGCUUCUCGGCCAAUGUGGAGACACUAGACUUGUCACAAACAAACUGCCCAGCUUGUCAGGGACCUCUGACUGAAACCAAAGGUAUUGAGGUGGGACACACAUUUUACCUGGGCACCAAGUACUCCUCCAUUUUCAAUGCCCAGUUUAUCAACGACCACGGCAAGCUAGCCCUGGCUGAAAUGGGCUGCUAUGGCUUGGGUGUGACACGGAUCUUGGCUGCUGCCAUUGAAGUUCUCUCUACAGAAGACUGCAUUCGCUGGCCUGGCCUCCUGGCCCCUUACCAAGCCUGCCUCAUCCCCCCAAAGAAGGGCAGUAGGGAGGAGGCGGCCGAGGAGCUCGUGGGGCACCUGUAUGACCACAUCGCAGAGGCGGUGCCACAGCUUCGUGGGGAGGUCCUGCUGGAUGACAGAACCCACCUGACCAUUGGACACAGACUGAAGGAUGCCAACAAGUUUGGCUACCCCUUUGUGAUCAUUGCUGGCAGGAAGGCCCUGGAGGACCCUGCACAUUUUGAGGUUUGGUGCCAGAACACUGGCGAGGUGGUCUUCCUCACCAGGGAAGGAGUCAUAGAAUUACUGAGCCAAGUGCGGGUGGUUUAAUGCCCCCCAGUGCACUCCUGCCCCAUCUCGCAGCCUCGCUGUUCACUCUAACUGCCUUCUCCUGCCCUCUUUUCUGGCGCUGGUCUCUCCAGAAACAGGGCAGCUCAUGGAAGGUGAGACCAUGUUAGAGAAACCAAUUUUUUUUUUUAAUGCUUAAUAUCUUUUAUUAAAAUUUUCUGAAAGUU